AUGUUUGGUAAUCCUCGGGUAAAGGAAUCGAAGGCACUUCAUAAGAAUGCUCCAGGAGUGCCUCCCCGAUAUUCAUCACAAGAUGAAAACAUGCAAUCAAUGGGAGUAGUGGAACACGAAGACAGGCUCCGCGAGGUGGACUCUUGGUCACCCAUACCCUUUUUGAGCUCAUCGGCGAGUCCUGUACCACUGUCUUCAGGGCAGAAUGAUGACCUACAAGGAACGGACCGAUCGUCAAAGGUAAUAUUACAUGAAUCUUGUUUAGUGAAGGGUGCUCCAUCUUGCGACAAAGCGAAGGCCAAAUUUGACGAACUCGGGAAGGACUUUCCGAGUGAUUUGCCGUAUAUCAUUACGUACGAGAAUAGAUCUCUGGAAGCCAAAUGUCAGGAAUGUGGUCGCAGAUUAAAAAUCGAGGGCUCUGCAAUUGGUGGUAUUAUAAACCAUGCGACCGGCACACCGCACGGUUUCAACGUCAAACAAAGACUAGAUUCAAACAAUUUGGAAGAGACAUUAACCUCAAAAGUUAUGGCCCGAAGGAAGGCUAUGGAAAAUUCAUCUGUACCAAAUCCUUUCAGGGAAGUCCCAAACCGGCGGAAAUUUGAGAACAUAGAGCCAUUGGAUCUUUCCUCUAUUGAAGUUGAUCCUGCUGGACCUGUCAACCAUUCUGGAUCUGAGCCAAGAAAAUCGAAACGCCGUAAAGUAGCAUCUGCGUUCCCCGCUGAAAUUGAUACAAGUGAUCUUCGAAUUAGUACAGGCUUGAAGAAUCCUGUAGGCAGGCCUCGUGGAUGGAAAAAAAACAAAAUAUCUUCCUCGAUAAGCGAAACGUCUGCUCCGGCGCUAGAACGUACUGUCGCAGAUAUUUCUGAAAGACUUACGGACAUAGACCACCAGUUCGAUUACAAAAUCAAGAAACAAAGAGAUCAAACAUUGCUUUUUAAUGCAGACCUAAUUGGGCUGAGAAAUUUCUAUGGCAAAAGGCUAGAUACUCUAGAGCAAACUUCGGAAACGCAAAAACACGAACUCAAAUUAUGCAAUGCGAAUUUCAAAGACUCGAAAGCACAAACUGAUGCCUCUUUCCACAAAGACAAGAUCAGCUUGGCGAAUAUGGAGAGUGCGCUUGGGAAACAGAAGGAUUUGAUCGAUAAUUUAAGCAAGCUCCUAUCGAAUGCAGAAUGCACACUGAGGGAUCAGAAGAAAGUCAUGAAUACUCUAGCUAACUCCUUUCCGGAUAUGGAAUGCGAGCUGAAUGAGCAGAAGGAAAUCGUUAGCCUUCUGGCUUCGAAGACGGAAAGUGACCUAAAGGGACAGAAGGAAACCACUACUAAUUUUGCUGAGCUGAUGGACAAUAGGCUGACUGGACAAAAGCGAAAGGUUGACCACCUGAUGCAACAAUUGAAGAACUUAAAUGACGGCGGAGGAUCCAUUGACUUGUUGCGGUUGCAAACCGAGGACGAGCUCCAAAACCACCAAAAGCAGAUUGCCAAUCUCGAACAGAAAAUAUCCAGAAUUCGAUAUGACGCCACUAAAGAAGUUUCUGAGAUCAUCAAGAAGCAAAAUUUUCCUCGUAUUUAUGUAGACCGGGUCGAGAAAAUGGAGAACUCUAUUGAAGAACUUAACAAAAAAUCGGAAGGUUCAUUCCCGGCUAAGACUUCUGAGGCUAUUAUAGAUCGAGUCGUUGGUUAUACUGCGGAAAAUCACAACACAUUGGAGGAGAUGGUUAGGGGAGUUGACAAGAGGCACUCAUAUCAACGCGAAUCAUUCAUAGAAGCGCUUGAAACAAAGAUAUCUUGUACUUCUCAAGCUGCCAUUGAUCGAGUUGCAGACUUGGAGGGGAGUUCCAAGGAGUUCCAAACAAAACUGACAGGCAUGGCUGGUCUAGCUGUGGAGCCCCAGUUGCAACGUUGCAAACAAUACGCCGAGCUCCUUGAAAAGCAAGCAGUUGAAUUUCGACCCUAUAUGGACCGGAUUGUUCGAUUAGAAGACAACAUUUCUGAGUUCAGAACCUUCAAAAAUAAACUUGACAGUUUGGAAACGUGUACCCAAGGCUUUCAAAAGUGGUUAGAUGAAAUGGCUUGUGAGUCAGGAGAGUACCGGUUGCAACAAGACAGUUUACGCACUGAAUUUCUCAAAAGACAAGCGCUAGAAUCUCAAGCUUUCGUGGAGCGAAUUGUGAACUUGGAAAAGAGAACAACAGAUAAAACUCGUCUAAUGGAAGAAAACAAAGUGUCUGCAGAGCCUAUGCGAAAAUGUAUGUUAAAUUUUCGGUAUACAUCCGAUCAAAUCGCCCAAUUGAGAAAAGAAGUCCAGAGUUAUGAUAGCAAGCUCGGGGCAGUAUCUGCGGCUUUAGACAAUCGCCGGUUACAGCAAUUGAAAGAGCAUACAGAACUCAUCGAGGAGAGAGUAUCACACAUUCAGACAGACUUCGAUAAUAUGGUCACAAGAUUUGCAGCAGAGGCACAAAAUAUCGCUACUCAAGCCGCCAGGUUUGAGGUGACAGGGGAAAAUAGUUCUAGGGAUCGCCAAAUUGAUGAUCUAGCACAAUCUAUCAGACCGAUAAUGCUCCGUCUAGCAGGACUAGAGAGCACCGAGAAGCAGUCUGAUAAAAUGGUAAUGAUGCGUCUGGGAGCUCUAGAGAAGAAUGAGAAACAGUCUGAUGACAUGAUGAUGUUACGGCUGGCAGCAUUAGAAGAGAAGAACGAGAGGCAAGUUUCUAGGAUCUUGGAAUUAGAACGAGGAAAUCAGAGCUUGCAAAGAGAAGUAAUGAAGCUACAGCAGCCCAAUUUAGGGUAA
Messenger RNA from Botrytis byssoidea, 2790 nucleotides. RefSeq lists its product as uncharacterized. Bases 1 to 2790 code for a protein of 929 amino acids. The transcript is spliced from 3 exons. Lineage: Eukaryota; Fungi; Ascomycota; Leotiomycetes; Helotiales; Sclerotiniaceae. The record is from RefSeq and is a predicted model, not a curated record.